AUGCCCCCGGCUAACAACGGUGCCCUGGCUUCAGCCGGCGUAAUUGCUGUAUCUGUCGCUGUAGCAGCUGCUAUUGCUAUCUACGAGUCGCCUGAACUUCGACGGUAUGCCGACGACAUCCGAAGGCGCAUCGCCGUUGCCCUGCACUCUCUUGGCGAAGGCAUCGAGCCAGGCGAGCAACCGCCCAUGUUCAACCGCCCCGAAGAUGCACAGGGCUUCUUAGAGUCCCGAGGAGGAGCCGAGCCCGGAGUUGACGCCGACGAUGAGACCCGCCGCCGCCAACGUGAGGAGCUUUUGUAUUGGAAUGCCAUACACCUGGCCAAGAAGGAGAAGGACAGAAUUGAGGCCGAGGAGUCCGGUUCGAGGGAACUGCCGCCCCUCGGGCCCACGCGGGGGAGAUCUUUCGACGACUUCAUGCAACAGGACCAGACCGGCGAGAAGGGAUCUUUCAUCUUCAACACGGGCGCAAAUGUCCACGACGAGGAGGGCCUUGUUCGUCGUCGUCCCGAGGGUGUCCGCGGUCUAAACUCUUCGCUCUACGCCAACCCCUUUGCCGAUGAGCACCAGAUCGACCAAAAUGAGCUGCCGUUGGUGGACGAACCAAGCCAUCUUGCUCCCGGUCGCGAUGAAGCCGUAUCAGACAUCUACAGCGCCACCACCCACGACGCCGACGAGCGUCCCAGAGACAUCACCGCCACCAUCGCCCACAUGCCCUCACUAGUCGACGUCAUCGAGACGUCGUCCGAGUCCGAGAAAUCCGCAACCCUCGACCGCGAACUUGGCCCCGACGAGUACAUGACCGCCGGCCAGGAAAACCGCGAGGAGGCAUACGCCUCCAUUCAAGCCUGGGCGCAAGGGUCUACCGCCUCCAACUUCUACUCUCCUCUCCCCAUGUCGCCUCCUGUUCCCAUGUCUGAGCCCGAGCUUGUUAGCGAAGGCGAACUCACGCCCACCGACUCUGCGUCCCUUGCCGGAUCUGGCGAGGAUGUCGCCAACGAUGCUGCUUCAUCCGGGGCUGGCGACAACAGCCGAUACUACGAUGUUCUGAGCGAGAGCGAAGGCAUGAUGACCCCUGCGAGCUGGUCCGAGGUCGGCAGUGUCAUCAGCGAGAACGAGACCCAAGAUGCGACCCAUGGCCGUGUCCACGCCUAG
Messenger RNA from Colletotrichum destructivum, 1152 nucleotides. RefSeq lists its product as uncharacterized. The record is from RefSeq and is a predicted model, not a curated record. The coding region runs from base 1 to 1152 and encodes 383 amino acids. NCBI's taxonomy places the organism in Eukaryota, Fungi, Ascomycota, Sordariomycetes, Glomerellales, Glomerellaceae. The transcript has a single exon.